This is a messenger RNA of Branchiostoma floridae (Florida lancelet), 3445 nucleotides long. RefSeq names its product protein O-mannosyl-transferase TMTC2-like. The transcript is spliced from 12 exons. Gene Ontology annotation, biological process: protein O-linked glycosylation via mannose. Gene Ontology annotation, molecular function: protein binding; mannosyltransferase activity. Bases 122 to 2641 code for a protein of 839 amino acids. The record is from RefSeq and is a predicted model, not a curated record. Gene Ontology annotation, cellular component: endoplasmic reticulum membrane. NCBI's taxonomy places the organism in Eukaryota, Metazoa, Chordata, Leptocardii, Amphioxiformes, Branchiostomatidae.
GCGCCGUAGCGCCCGGCAACCUGACCCCGGGAUCAAUGGUUCGAAGCCGCCGCGGGUCAGUCGUGCUGCAAGGCGCGCUACAUGUCGGGGUGUCCGGCCGGGAUUCCCUGCUCCUCCCGCCAUGUAUCCCGAGCUAGCCACCGCUCUGUUAGCCCUGCUACUCUACUACAACACCUGGGACGCAGACUUCGCCUACGACGACAGCCGUGCAAUAUUGAAGAACCAAGAUCUCCAGCAAGACACGCCCCUCACGGACCUUUUCUUCGACGACUUCUGGGGGACGCCGCUUACCCACAGUGGCAGCCACAAGUCCUACCGGCCGCUCUGCGUCAUCUCUUUCCGUAUCAACCACUACUUCGGCGGGCUCAACCCGUGGGGAUACCACUUCACAAAUACCGUUCUACACGCGGUAGUGACUGCACUGUUCACGCACGUAGCCGGUGUGUUCUUGCAGAGAACUAGGGUGAAAUUGUUGGCCGGUUUCCUGUUCGCCUCUCACCCCAUUCACACAGAGGCGGUCGCGGGAGUUGUAGGGAGGGCGGACGUCGGCGCAUGCCUGUUUUUCCUUCUCUCGUUCCUUUCCUACACAAGAUACUGUCGACAGAGGGACAAGACGUUAUCUAGAGAAGAGGUCGAUGUGGUGAAGUGGCUAUGGCUGUUGUGCAGCAUUCUGUGUACUACAGCGAGUAUGCUGACCAAAGAACAAGGCAUCACAGUGCUGGCUGUCAAUGCAGUUUACGAUGUGUUCGUAUGCAGCCGUCUCCGAUUACAGGAUCUUAUUCCUGCUCUGUAUAAGGAAAAACACAGGAAUGUUCGUGAAGGUGUUCUGUCGACGGCGGCAUGCGGUGCGCUCCUGCUAGGAUUCCGUGUCUACUUCAUGGGAAACAAACCCCCGGAGUUCGCACCUUCAGACAACCCAGCAUCAGACUCUGACAGCCUCUUAGCGAGAACUUUGACCUUUAACCUAUUACCUUCGCUGAAUAUGUUGUUGCUUUUAUAUCCACGGUUGCUGAGUUUUGAUUGGUCGAUGGAUGCAAUCCCCCUGGUGGAAUCUGUAUGGGACGUGCGGAACCUCUGCACUUUGACCUUCUAUUUGACCUUGGCAGUAGUUGCCGUGCACUGUAUCAUUGAGAUCAGUAGAACUCCACAGACGGAACACAGUAGUGUUAAAAGUAAUGGAGUCGCUCACAAUUCCGUGUAUGGAAAUGGCAUCACAGAACACAAACAUUCGCCAUCGUCUAGGAAACAUUCGAGUAACUUGUCGCCAACUUCGACCCCCAAGGUCAACUCAAGACAUUCCACGGAGACGAGGUCGCUCCACGUUCUGUUACUUUCCACUGCCAUCUUGGUGUUUCCCUUCGUUCCCGCGUCAAACCUGUUUUUCUACGUGGGAUUCGUGAUAGCAGAGCGCGUGCUGUACAUUCCGAGCAUGGGGUUCUGUUUACUGGUCGCCGAGGGGACCCACGUUCUGUACGAGGCAGCGGGACGGACGUGGAAGAAGGUGGUUGUCAUGGCAACGGUGAUGCUGGUCGUGCUGUACAGCGCGAGGACGGUGGUUAGGAACGAAGACUGGCACAAUGAGGAGGCACUGUACCGGUCCGGCAUCAAAGUCAACCCAGCUAAAGCGUGGGGAAACCUGGCUAACAUCUUGAAGACACAAGGAAACAUAGACGAGGCAGAACAGGCCUACAGGAACGCUCUACAACACAGAGGCAACAUGGGAGAUGUGCACUAUAACCUUGGAAUACUGUUGCAGGAGGGUAAGAGAUACCAGGAAGCGAUCCAGAGCUACCAGAUGGCCAUUCAGUGUAGACCUCGACUAGCAAUGGCACAUCUCAAUCUAGGCAUAGUGCUGAGCACUCUGGGAAAAACAGAGGAGGCCGAGAAAGUUUACAGGCACGCAGCCACACUGGACGACCAUGGCCUGAAGGACCCCAAGGCCCACGCUACAGGGGUGAUAUCAGCCAUAUACAACCUGGGGAGACUACAGCACGACCAGGGCCGAUACUCGGAGGCAAUAGAGACAUACAUGGAAGCAAUAAGAAGAAGGCCCAGUCAUUAUGCACCCCAGAGUCUCUACAAUAUGUUAGGUGAGUCUCUGUUCAAGAACAGCCAGCUUGCAGAAGCGGAGGAAUGGUUCAAGAAGUCGCUGGCUGCCAAACCUGACCACGUGCCGGCACAUCUUACUUACGCCAAGCUCAUGGCGAAAACGAACCGUGCAGCUGAAGCAGAGCUGAUGUACCAGAAAGCGAUGGAGCUGGACUCCAACAGUGCUACAGUACAUCAGCACUAUGGGCAGUACAUGGCAGAGACUGGUAGAAGUGAGGAGGCAGCGGACAUGAUGGUUAAAGCAGUGGAGCUCGGCAGUCCCGAGUUCGAAACCAUCUUUAACGCUGCCAAUGCUUUACGGCAAGCUGGCAGACACGAGGAUGCUGAGAAAUACUACAAACAGGCCACGCAGCUGAAACCUGAGGUUGCCAGUGCCCAUAUGAACCUGGGAGCCAUCCUACACCUGAACGGCAAGUACGUGGAGGCGGAGACAAGCUACCUUAGGGCGCUGGAGCUCAAGCCUGAUGAUACCAUGACCAUGCAGAACCUGAAGAAGCUGCGGACUAUCCUGAACAAGCAGAGUAGACGUUAGAGUUAACGUUAGUUCACCUUUAUCCGCGGGGUAACCUAUGUUUGGUGCUUUUAAAAACAAGGUCGUCGUAGAUGUCACACUGACGGACGUUGGUUUCAAAUUGCAAUAUUUUCAGUAUAUUGCAGUUUAAAACUGCAAUCCAUCGGCUUGAUGUGCCUAAAUACCCUGUUUUGAAAAACAACUGUUAUAGGUUACCCCGCGGAUAAAGGUGAACUUAAAUGUUAGACCACUCCUAGGCACAGAAUCUAUAAUAGUUGUUUCUCUGUGUAUUGUUAAAUUAUCUUGUAUGCAGUUAGUCCUUGGACGAAAAAUUGCUUAUUGAGAAUGGGAACUAAUUUCAAGUCCAAAAAAUCUUCGUGACAUGAAAUUCAUGAAAAUGUAUUUUCCUAAGCUUUGAAUAUCAGAUUUGGCAACAAAAAUUAGUAACAUGCGCUCCCAAACAAUGAGUGGGAUGAAAAAAAUUUAAAACCUGAAUAUAUUGUAUCUAUAUUGUAUGUAAGCCAUUGCUAAAUCAUCUUGUAUGUACAUGUAGUUUGGAACUCUUCUGAAUGAAGGAAAGUGUUCCAAACUCUUUGUAAACUCUUUCCACUAGCUGAGCAACUGUUUAGUGAUGGUUGAGCGACUAGAACUGGAUUUGCAUAACCAUUGUUUUUACAAUUGGAAAAUGAUUCAUGAUGUUAAAGUGUGAUUUAAAAGACAACAAAAUAUUUUUAAAAUCAGUGUUUGUCAAUGAAAUUCAUUGAGCAAACUGUCAAUAAUUUUUGUUAGCCCAGCAGUCAAUCAGUUGUCAAUAUCAUGCAAUGC